UUUUCAGAAAUAAUUAUGGCUCUGUCUGCCUUGUGCUGCCUGAGAGAAGCAAAGCUGGCCUCUGAAGAGGAAAUCAGACUCUUUCCCAUCUCUUCAGAACCACAGAGAAGGAACCAGGAAUCAAUCAUGAGUGAGAUGUCCAAGAAGAAUCCUAUGAUGGAUGCCCUGCUUGAGUUGAGAUGCCACUUCACAUGGGAUUUAAUGAGAAUAGACAUUUACUUGCCUGAUUUAGAAAACAGAAUUCUGGAUGAGAUUGAGUUCCUGGACACAAAAUUCAAUGUGGGAAUUCACAACAUGUUGGCCUAUGUGAGGCAUAUAAGGGGUCAAAAUGAGAAAGCUCUGGAAAGCUUGAGAGAAGCUGAAAAAUUGAUUCAAAAGCUGAAUGAUGAUCAAGGAGAGAUAAAAAGCCUCGUGACCUGGGGAAACUAUGCCUGGAUCUAUUAUAACAUGGACAGACUCCCUGAAGCCCAGACUUACCUGGAGAAGGUAGAAGCAAGUUGUAAGAGGCGUUCAAGCCCCUUCCGCUAUAAAGUAGAACUUCCAGAAAUUGACUGUGAGGAAGGGUGGGCCCUGCUCAAGUUUGGAAAGGAGUAUUAUGAAAAGGCCAAAGAUUGUUUCCAAAAGGCCCUGGAAUCAGAUCCUGAGAACCCUGAAUUUAACACUGGAUUUGCAAUCAGCAUGUUUCGUCUGGACGGUCAGCACACUAUUCCUCAAGUAUCUAGUAUUUCUCUAGAGCCGCUACGACGGGCAGUCAGAAUCAACCCAGAAGAUAAUUACCUUAAGGUUCUUCUUGCCAUGAAGCUCCAAAGCCUUCAUCAAGAGGAAGAAGGAGAAAAGUACCUUGAAGAAGCUUUAGAAAAUACAUCAUCACAGCUCUACGUCCUUCGCUAUGCAGCCAAAUUUUACAUCAAGAAAGGGUGCCUGAAUAAAGCUUUUCAUUUCUUAAAAAUUGCUUUGCAAGCCUCUCCAUCGUCUGCUCUCCUACAUCACCAGAUGGGAUUUUGUUACAAGACAAAAAUGAUUAACAUCAAGAAAGCUACCAACUACAAGCCACAAGGCAGGGAUAGACAAGAGCUUGAGAAAGUAAUUCAAUCAGCCAUAUUUCAUUUUAAAACUUCAAUAGAGAACAGACCCACAUUUGAGAUAAGUCAUAUAGAACUAGGCAACAUGUAUGCAGAAGCAGGUGACUUCCAAAAAGCAGAAGAAAGCUACAAGGAGGUACUAAAUAUGAAACAACUUCAAGAUAGUGUAAAGCAAAAUGCCCUCUAUAACUAUGGCCGCUUUCUAGAGACUCACAGAAGGUCCGAGGCUGAUGCUCUCACCCUUUACCUGGAAGGACUAAAAAUAAACAGAAAACAUAAAUGGCUUCUAAUUGGUUUGGAGAAACUCGCUAAAAGGCGUCUUCAGCGAAAUGCAUCAGAUGUGGAGAGUUUGAGUUUCCUAGGAUUCAUCCAUAAAAUGAAAGAAGAGCCAGGAGAAGCCAUACAGCUCUAUGAGACAGCCCUAGAGUUGGGCUCCUCCCUUCUGCUUUCUAGAAUGGCUCUAUUCCCUCCAGAUGCUGCUCAGGCACUAGCUUCUUCAUGAAGCCUUUCCAGAUCCCUUCAGUUGCCGCUGCAUUCUUUUCUCAGCAAACACCUUGCAUCUACAGAGUUUAGUUGUACCUAUUCCGUUCAAACUCAUUGUGCAUUUUUUUCAUAUUGACUUGUUGUCUACUAGAAUGCAAACUCCUUGAGAGUAAGGAUCAUUUCAGUCUUUGGAAUUGUAUCUCAAAUGUCUAGCACAGUGCUUAGCACGAUGCCUGGUACAUAGUAGGUGCCUAAUAAACUAAUAAUUGAACAAUGAUUCAAACAAGUACAAAGGACUCAUAAAGGAAAAUGCUAUCCAUAGCCUGAUAAAGAACCGAUGGACUAUGAAUGCAGAUCGAAGUAUAUCUUUUUCACUUUAGUCUUUCUCAUGUUUUUAUUUUACUUUUGAUCUGUAUCUUUUCCCACAAUUGUAGUGAAUAUGGGAAAUAUGUUUUACAUGAUAGCAUAUGUAUUAACUAAGAGGGGAGGGGAGGGGAGGGAGGGAGAAAAAUUU
Messenger RNA from Vombatus ursinus (common wombat), 2079 nucleotides. Its product is annotated as interferon-induced protein with tetratricopeptide repeats 1-like. The record is from RefSeq and is a predicted model, not a curated record. Gene Ontology annotation, cellular component: cytosol. The coding region runs from base 16 to 1584 and encodes 522 amino acids. Gene Ontology annotation, molecular function: RNA binding; protein binding. NCBI's taxonomy places the organism in Eukaryota, Metazoa, Chordata, Mammalia, Diprotodontia, Vombatidae. The transcript is spliced from 3 exons. Gene Ontology annotation, biological process: defense response to virus.